Messenger RNA from Ogataea philodendri, 459 nucleotides. RefSeq lists its product as uncharacterized. The record is from RefSeq and is a predicted model, not a curated record. Gene Ontology annotation, molecular function: protein heterodimerization activity. The transcript has a single exon. The coding region runs from base 1 to 459 and encodes 152 amino acids. NCBI's taxonomy places the organism in Eukaryota, Fungi, Ascomycota, Pichiomycetes, Pichiales, Pichiaceae. Gene Ontology annotation, cellular component: nucleus; CHRAC.
AUGGAAGAAGAGCACUCAGAAAGCACCUUGAGCCUGCCUAUUUCGAGGAUCAAGAAACUCAUCAAGCUGGACCCGGACCACGUCUCGUCGACCGAGUCGGCAAACUAUCUUCUGGGCGCGGCCGCAGAGCUGUUCAUCAUGAAUCUGACGGAACAGGCAUCGUUCCACGCAAAGACCCAGAAACGCAAAAAGAUCUCGUACUCGGACUUCUACGAGGUCGUGCACAACAACGACAACCUGCUGUUCAUGAAGGACCUGGUCCCAAAGACGGUGCCGCUGCAACAACUGGUGAACGAAAAUAAAGUCAUACUCAACAACAAAAAACCAAGCGAAGACGACACCAUCGACGAAGACUCGACACUGUCGACUCCACAGCCGGCCCAGCCGAAACAGCAGAUGCUGCCUUUUAUGAUGAAAAACAACUCGGACACCCAGGAAGAUGCCGUGAUGAUCGAAUAA